AUGGCUGACAAGGCCGGAAAAGUCUCGUUCAAAAUUACCCUCGCGUCCGACUCCAAGCAGCCGUUCAAGGUGCUUUCCGUGCCCGACGCCACGCCGUUCUCUGCAGUCAUCAAAUUCGCCGCAGAAGAGUUCAAAGUGAGUGCAGCGACAUGCGCAUGCAUCACGAAUGACGGCGUCGGCAUCAACCCUCAGCAGUCUGCUGGUGUCAUUUUCCUCAAGCAUGGAGGCGACUUGAAAUUGAUUCCGCGCGAUCGCGUGGGUUCGUCUCGCGCCUAA
Neospora caninum is the source of this 276-nucleotide messenger RNA. RefSeq lists its product as hypothetical. Bases 1 to 276 code for a protein of 91 amino acids. The transcript is spliced from 3 exons. NCBI's taxonomy places the organism in Eukaryota, Apicomplexa, Conoidasida, Eucoccidiorida, Sarcocystidae. The record is from RefSeq and is a predicted model, not a curated record. Gene Ontology annotation, cellular component: cytoplasm; nucleus. Gene Ontology annotation, biological process: protein K69-linked ufmylation.